This is a messenger RNA of Paramacrobiotus metropolitanus, 894 nucleotides long. Its product is annotated as allatostatin-A receptor-like. NCBI's taxonomy places the organism in Eukaryota, Metazoa, Tardigrada, Eutardigrada, Parachela, Macrobiotidae. Gene Ontology annotation, biological process: G protein-coupled receptor signaling pathway. The transcript is spliced from 2 exons. Gene Ontology annotation, molecular function: G protein-coupled receptor activity. The record is from RefSeq and is a predicted model, not a curated record. The coding region runs from base 1 to 894 and encodes 297 amino acids. Gene Ontology annotation, cellular component: plasma membrane.
AUGGCAUACACAUAUUUUACAAACACUUCGUAUCCCGGUAUUACGCCUGUGCAUGUGUUCGGCAACCGGAGCCUCCAUUUGGUCAGCCCACAGGAAUUGAAGGCCUGGUUCGCACUAACCACGGCAUUCGGUAUUGUUGGCGCGGUGUUGACCUUACUCUUAUUCAUGAUCAUGGUCAUCUUAAACAAAUUUCGCACCGGUUCCGGCAUUAUGAUCUCCCAUUCCCAGCUAAUUGACUUUAUCAUCUGUAGUAUUCUAAAUCCGGUACAGAACGUUACAAUUCUCCAAAUCCAAAGUGGCCGAUACACGCUCAUCGACUGUCGUUUCGUGCAGUUUACACAAAUACUUUUUGUUUUUGUGGGCAAUUGGUCCGCAGUGCUGUUAGCCGGUAACCGGUUUGUCGCCAUCGUCUUACCGCUGCAUUAUGGAAAGGUCACGACCAGAUGGGCCCUGGCGCUGGGUAUCACUACUGCAUGGAUAAUCUCGUUAGCCUGCAGUGUCCCGAUGUAUUUCAAUGUGGGCGUGGUGCUGGGAAUGCAGCCGACCGGAGCUUGUGGGACCGUGCAAAUUAGUGGACACUUUUUUCAAAGUGUUGGGAUUGUGUCUACGUAUUUUCCCAUUGCGCUUCUGGGUGCAAUGUACAUGACGGUGUUUUUACAACAGAAAUUGUGCAAGCGAGAGGCGAAGCGUCAACGGGAAGCAAUGCGAAAGCGCGUUGCCUUGGCCAAAGCGUUAUGUUGCUCCUUUUUAUGGUACUGCCUGUGCAUGUUGCCGGCGCCGGUCCUUAUUAACUUUUUCCCGGAUGUCUGGCGGCAUGAGUUCCGUUUACUGAUGUGGACACGAACGCUUCUAAUUAUCGGAUAUGCUGCCAACCCGAGAUUGCUGUACACGUGA